AUGGUAGGAGGACCCAGAAAGCACUUGAAGAGAUUAAAUGCGCCAAGAUCGUGGAUGCUGGACAAGUUAGGAGGAGCAUUUGCCCCCCGCCCCAGAUGUGGACCACACAAACUGAGAGAGUGCCUUCCUCUGUGCUUAAUUGUACGGAGAAAGCUCGCAUUCGCCCAGAACACGCGCGAGCUCGUGCACAUCCUCAAGAACAGAAUGGUGAAGGUGGACGGAAAAGUCCGAAAGGACCCAAAGUACCCGGCCGGUGUUAUGGACGUAGUGAGCUUCCCUGCGAUCCACGAGAACUACAGGCUUCUGUACAACGUAAACCAGAAGUUCUGCCUGCAGCCCAUCACUGAGGAGGAGGCGCAGUUCAAGAUCUGCAAAGUGGUCACGAAGAGGCUCGAAAACAAGAGCAUCCUGACUCUGCACACAAACGACGGAAGAACAAUCAAGUACGCAGACCCCAGCAUAAAAAUAGGAGACUCCGUUAAGCUGGACCUGGCAACAAGCGAGGUCAGGGAGAUAUACCCGAUUGGCGUGGGAAUGACCGCAUACGCCUUCAGAGGAAAGAACUUGGGAUGCGUUGGAAUCAUCCGGGAGAUAAAGGCACACAUCAGUGGAUUCACAAUGUCGAUUCUUGAGGACCUGAACGGAAGAUCUUUCGUUACAAAAACAGAUAACUUGAUUGUCAUCGGAAGCGCAGGAGAGUCCGUGAUCUCGCUCCCCAAGGAGAAGGGAAUUCGCACAACAGCUAUGAUGCUCAGUAAUAUCGUAUACGGAGACCUCAGAGAGGAGGGAGAAGAGGCAGAGUACUCCACGGAGGAAAGCGACGAGGAAUAA
This is a messenger RNA of Nematocida major, 831 nucleotides long. RefSeq names its product small subunit ribosomal protein S4e. The coding region runs from base 1 to 831 and encodes 276 amino acids. The record is from RefSeq and is a predicted model, not a curated record. The transcript has a single exon. Gene Ontology annotation, biological process: translation. Gene Ontology annotation, cellular component: cytosolic small ribosomal subunit; ribosome. Gene Ontology annotation, molecular function: RNA binding; structural constituent of ribosome. NCBI's taxonomy places the organism in Eukaryota, Fungi, Microsporidia.